AUGCUUCAGAUUAAAAAAAAUACUUUAGAUUUUUUGAAACAUGCUUCAAGUUUUUUUGAAAUAUGUUUCAGAUUUUUUGUAGCAUGCUUCACCUAUAAUUUUCUCGUUCCUCCCGAAUUUAUUUUCCAAAUUUUAUUAAUUUCUUUAAAGCUUUCUCAUUGGUUAUUACAACUUUCACCUCUAUUACAAUCAUUAUUUUGUCUUUUUGGUGUUUCAUUUUAUCGUUUACAACUUUGCUCAAUUUUACAAAAAUUUUUCUUUUGUUUUUGUUGUUGUUGUCAACAUUCUAAACUUGAUUAUUCUUCUGAAACUUUGCGUUCAAUUCUUGCUGAACAAACAAAAAAGCGUCAAAUGAAUAGAGGAAAGAAUUGA
This is a messenger RNA of Meloidogyne enterolobii, 372 nucleotides long. Lineage: Eukaryota; Metazoa; Nematoda; Chromadorea; Rhabditida; Meloidogynidae. The record is from the annotation of a GenBank genome assembly.